Messenger RNA from Pteropus alecto (black flying fox), 1541 nucleotides. RefSeq names its product MLX, MAX dimerization protein (gene MLX). The record is from RefSeq and is a predicted model, not a curated record. Lineage: Eukaryota; Metazoa; Chordata; Mammalia; Chiroptera; Pteropodidae. Gene Ontology annotation, molecular function: RNA polymerase II cis-regulatory region sequence-specific DNA binding; protein dimerization activity; DNA-binding transcription factor activity, RNA polymerase II-specific. Gene Ontology annotation, biological process: regulation of transcription by RNA polymerase II. The transcript has 8 exons. Bases 75 to 809 code for a protein of 244 amino acids. Gene Ontology annotation, cellular component: nucleus.
ACGUGAGCACGCAUAGCCUUUUCCUCGCGGUUGGGGGCCGCCCUCUCGCUGGUUUCCGGUGCGGUGGGUCGGAGAUGACGGAAUCCAGCGCCUCUCCGGAGGACCCCUGGGUCAAGGUGGAGUAUGCCUACAGCGACAACAGCCUGGACCCCGGGCUUUUUGUAGAAAGCACCCGCAAGGGGAGUGUAGUGUCCAGAGCUAAUAGCAUCGGUUCCACCAGUGCCUCUUCUGUCCCCAACACAGAUGACGAGGACAGUGAUUACCACCAGGAAUCCUACAAGGAGUCCUACAAGGACCGGCGACGGCGAGCACACACUCAGGCUGAACAGAAGAGGAGGGAUGCCAUCAAGAGGGGCUAUGACGACCUUCAGACCAUCGUCCCCACCUGCCAGCAGCAGGACUUCUCCAUUGGCUCCCAAAAGCUCAGCAAAGCCAUCGUUCUACAGAAGACCAUUGACUACAUCCAGUUUCUGCACAAGGAGAAGAAAAAGCAGGAGGAGGAGGUGUCCACACUACGUAAGGACGUCAUGGCUCUAAAGAUUAUGAAAGUGAACUAUGAGCAGAUUGUGAAGGCACACCAGGACAACCCCCAUGAGGGGGAGGACCAGGUCUCUGACCAGGUCAAAUUCAACGUGUUUCAAGGCAUCAUGGACUCCCUCUUCCAGUCUUUCAAUGCCUCCAUCUCCAUGGCCAGCUUUCAGGAACUGUCAGCCUGUGUCUUCAGCUGGAUUGAGGAGCACUGUAAGCCUCAGACCCUACGGGAGAUUGUGAUUGGCGUCCUACACCAACUGAAGAACCAGCUUUACUGACUGGCCCUUGGAACCUGCAGAACAGCCAGCAAGAGGCCUUAAGUCUCCUACUUAGCCACAGAACUGCUGGGCUUGAAAUUGGACUGCGACACCAUAUACCAGUCAGCUCGUUUCUCCUUGGAGUUUGGCCCCUUAGCCCCUCUCAUCUUCAGUGGGGCUAGGAUGUUUGUUUUGUGAAAGCUUCUGAUUAAUUUAUUAUAUUGACCAUUGAGCUCGAACCUAGUCUCCCCUCUACCCACCAUAGAAGUCCUUGGGAUGGAGGUCUGCUCUGGAUACCCCAGAGAACUCCUGGCCUCUCCCCUUUUUCUAAGCCUCAGAUUUCAGCUCAUGAUCUACACAUAUUUGGAAACUACUGUUUGUCUCUGUUUUGGUCUCUUGGGCAACACUUGGCCCAAGUUUGGUCAUUUUGGCAGUAGUCAGAUGGGAGGAAAGGAGUAGAAAUACUCCCACAGCCAUGAAGGGUGAAAGGCCACUUUGUACCUAGGUUAGAGCUGCCUGGUUAGCCCAAGGUGAAGCCAGGGCUUUCUGGCCAGCUCAGGGCAGGGCUGCCGGGUUCUUGCCCUUGCCUCCUACUCUUAUCACCCAUCCCUCCUCCCCGGCUCUGGGUGGUACAGGGAAAUAACCGCCCCCAUCUAACCCUGCCCUGUCUGUCCCCAAAGGCAAUAGCACUGCACAGCAAAGUCAAGUGUGACACAGUACCAUUUAUUAAAGUUUUAUUUUUCUAAAUACCAA